AUGGGUGGGGCUUCUCGGCAUCUCUCUGGGGUGCCCUGGCCGCUUGUUGCAGCGCUCGCCUGCCUGCUCCGGAGUUGCCCGGCGCUGCAGGGACAGUUACCGUCCUCGCUUGGGACCGACCCCCACCCGGCGCUCUACUUGCCCACUCGUGGUGCACUCGACCGCAGUAGCCCCAACCGCUCCAGCGUACUGAUCGCCAACCCCGGCCUCCGCGUGCCCCUGGGCCGCUCGCUUUGGCUGGACCCGCUCCGGGACCUGGUGAUUCGAGUGCAGCCCAGGGACCGGUGCGAGGUGACGGUACUGGACGCCCUGCCGCUGCUCCAGGGCUCUCUCUCCCCGCGCAGUUUCCCCUGCGCCUUCGGGCCCGGCCAAGUCCAGUACACCCACUUCGGCUCCCGCAGCCCAGGACGCGCCCGGGUGAGGCUGCAGCUGCGCUACGACGCCCCUACUUACACGCUGGUGCUGCCCUUCACGAUGGCAGUGGUCGUGGUCUUCUCCCAGCCGGAGCUGGUGACGCGCAACAGGCCGUUGGUGGUGGAGAAGCUGCGGGGCCUGAGUCGCGCUAUCGACCGGAGCGUGCUGAACUUCGCCUGGCAGGCCUCCCGAGCCGCCGGCACCCGCAGGUGCCGCAUCACUCCUCUUCCUCAUCAGGGCGGCCCAAGGCCCAAGUAUGGGCGCUUGGUGGACGCCGUGGGGGCCCCUCUCCCCGGGGGCCAGGGUGUAGACUGUGAGGCUUUCGUCCAGGCUGGAAUUCUCUAUCAGCACACCGCCACCACCCCUUCGCCCAACCGGGACCACGUUCCCAUGAUGGUGGAGCUGCUAGGGCCUGAGGACGGAGGCCCUGGGUCAGUGGCAGUGCUGAUCCGCGAGCACUUCCAGCUGCUGGUGCUGAUCCGCGAGGGAGCCGAGAACACGGAGCCCAGACCCAGCGUCGGGGCCCUGUUGAUGAUGGAGGCGGAUCAGUUGGUGCUCACAGCCCUGACACCCGACGCGCUGGCCGCGGAGGACAUGGAGUCAGACGCUGAUGACCUGCUUUUCAAUGUUCUCAAUGCCCCCACAGACCCGCCGGGCCAGCAGGGCUACGUGGUCAGCACUGACGACCCCCUGGGCCUUCCAGUCUCCUUUUUCACCCAGCGGGAGCUGCGAGAGCUGAAAAUUGCCUAUCAGCCCCCUACAGAGAACUCUGAUCAGGAGCACCUCUUCCAGCUGGAGCUGCAGGUGGUGGAUGCGGAUGGCGCCUCUUCAGACCCCUUUGUCUUCAUGGUGAUAAUGAAGUCCAAGAACACCCUGGCCCCAGCGGCCAGCUGUUACCAAGGACUGCUGCUUUUUGAAGGUCAGUCAAGGCCUCUGCCCAGCACCCCUCACCUUCAGAUCAGUCAUAAAGAUAACAUGGAAGAACUGAAAAUGGCUGCAGUCAGGGGCUUGAGACAUGGGCAGCUGGUGGUGCUGGGGGCAGCUGCUGGGAGCCAGUAUUUCACACCAGCAGACCUGGCAGCAGGGCGCGUGGUGUACCAGCAUGAUGGCAGCGACACCUUCAGUGACAAUAUGGUCCUCCGAGUGGAGGGUGGGCACCACCGCAUGGAAUUCCUCUUUCCCAUCACCAUCAUACCUGUGGAUGACGAGCCACCAGCAGUGGACGUCAACUCAGGACUCUCACUCACUGAAGGGCAAGUGGUCCAGAUCUCCCCCUCCCUGCUGAGCGCUACAGAUAUUGAUUCUGAGGAUUCAACCAUCCACUUCGUGCUGAAGAACCAGCUUCCAGAAGAAAAAGAGGGAGCGAAGGAGUGGGAUGUGGCCCCUGGUUCCUGGCAUCCACACCACCACCUGGGAGACAUGGUGCUGCGGCAGGCUGGGCCACCACUGUCCCCUGCUGAUGAAGAUUGGCACUAUGUGGAAAAGGAAAAGCUUUAUGAGAAGGUGGUGACCGAGUGGCUGCAGAGAGACAUAACAGAAGGGAGACUGUUCUAUCGCCAUCUUGGGUCACACAGCCCUCCAUCUGGAAUUGCCCAGCUGGCUUUCCAUGUGCAGGAUGACCAUGACCCACCGAAUCUAUCCACCCAGCACUUCUUCAUCAUCAAGGUCCAGCCAGUGGACACGCUGAGUCCAGAGCUGUAUCCAGGAACCACCCUGGAGAUGACCGUACAGAAAUACCAGCUCACUCCCUUCCAGAAGAAAUUCCUCCAAUACAUUGACCAGGAUUCAGAUGACCAGAACCUGUGGUACACUCUGCUGACACCCCCAACUGACACAGAUGACAACCACCAAGUCCCAGCUGGAGAAAUUGUGCUUACUGAUUCACCAGACACACAUAUCAUGCAUUUCACCCAAGCCCAGGUAAAUCACCACAAAGUUGCCUACCAACCUCCACAGAAACUGGGUAUUGUACCACGGGUUGUGCAGUUUACCUACCAGGUGGAGGAUGCUGCAGGCAAUAGCAUCCAGGGCGCAUUCACGUUAUUUUUGCAGCCUGUGAACAACCAGCCUCCCGAAGUCACCAACAGAGGCGUUUUUGUCUUAGAAGGAGACAGCUUUACCUUCAGCAGUAAUGAGUUGAAUGUUACAGACCCUGACACAGACAUUGACCAAAUUGUCUUCAUAUUAGUCUGGGGUCCCCAACAUGGACACUUACAGUACUUUAAAAAAUGUAUGGUCCCCGGGGAAUCUUUCAUUCAAGCUGAUAUUAUUAAUGGGAGUGUCUCUUACCAGCACAGCAGAGACCAGAUCACCACUGACUCCUUCCAUCUGGAGGUGAGUGACGGGGUACAUCAUGUACCCAUUGCUGUCCAUAUUUCUGUGCAUCCCACUGCAGCUAAUGAAAGUCCCAGGAUCUCUGUCACAAAAAGUCCAUUAUUGGAUGUUUCCAUAGAUGUACUAGAGAAUAAAGCCACUGAGAUCACCAUGGGUUUCAUCCAUGGCAACAAAGGCGCAAGUGACUUGAUGCUGUCUUUCACAGUGGAGGACAGCCCCAAGUUGGGUAUCAUUUUAGUGAAUGGCUUACCCACAGAACAAUUCACCCAAGAAGACCUCAUCAGUGGGACAGUAGCCUAUGUCCACACUGGAGGUGAAAUUGGUUUCCAAGAGCAGUGUGAUGCCUUCAAUCUCACCCUCUCUGAGGAUUCUCACCAGUUUGUAGUGGAGAACAGCAUAAUAGAGAGAGUGCAGGUGCAAGUAACUGUGCUGCCUGUCAACAAUGUGGGCCCCAAGGUCUUGGUUGGGGAGCCCUUCAUUGUCUAUGAAGGUGGGAAGAGCCCCUUGGCCUUAAAACAUCUCAAUAUUAAAGAUCUGGACACUCCCCAAGACGAAAUUCUAUGCACAGUGACUGGUCAGCCAGCCUCUGGUUACCUGGAAAACAUUGCACCAGCUCCUGGUUCAGAAGUGUCCCAGGCUGGUAGCCCCAUCAGUGCUUUCUCCAUCAGAGAUGUCCGAAUGAGGUACAUCAAUUAUGUUCAGAGUAUCCACAAGGGUGUGGAGCCACAAGAAGAUCAAUUCAUCUUUUUUUGUUCUGAUGGUAUCAAUGUCUCCCCAAAUGUCUCCUUCCAUAUAAUCAUCUUACCUACCAAUGAUGAGCAGCCUGAACUUUUUGCCGGUGAAUUUGUGGUAUUAGAGGGGAUGAGCCUGGUCAUAGACACCCCACUGCUCAAUGGAGCAGAUGCUGACUUGCCACCGACUAAGCUCCACUUUCAACUCACAGCCCUUCCUCAGCAUGGACGAAUAGUACAGCAGCUGGCUACAGGAAGCCGGCCCAUCCACAGCUUCACCUCACAGGACAUCCACAAGGCCUCCACCAUUGUGUAUGAGCAUGAUGACUCAGAGACCACAGAGGACAGUUUUGAGGUCUGGCUGAGUGAUGGCAAGCACACCACCCAUAGGAAGGUCCACAUUGUGGUGAUCCUGGUGGAUGACGAAACUCCUCAACUGACCAUCAAUGAAGGGCUGGAAGUAAAGACCAGACACUCUGAGGUCAUCACAAAUCAGGUCCUCAAAGCUACAGAUCUUGACUCAGAUGCUAAGAGCCUCAGCUUCGUCCUCCAUUCAGGACCUCAACAAGGGCUUCUACAACAACUGAGGAAGCCCGGAGAAGUGAGGAGCAACCUCACCCUAGGAAUGAACUUUACCCAGGAUGAUAUUGACAGAGGCCUCAUCUAUUAUACCCACACAGGCCAAGAAGGGGUUGUGGACUUUAUCAGGUUUGAUGUGACUGAUGGGGUUAACCCUUUGAUAGACUGCUACUUCUAUGUUACUAUUGGCAGUUUAGAGAGGGUCUUCCCUGAGGUGAUCGGCAAAGAGGUCACUUUGACAGAAGGCAGCAGAGCGACCCUCACCACUGAUCUGCUUAGCAACAGUGACAUCAACAGUCCUGAUGAACAGCUUCACUUUAACAUCACACGGGCACCAAGCCUGGGCCACUUGGAAAACUCUGACCACCCUGGGGAACCCAUUGCCUCUUUCACUCAGUCUCAAUUGGUUAGCAACAAAAUAUCCUAUAUUCACACUUCAAAUAGUGAGGGGAAUGUGGACAGCUUUGAAUUGCAAAUGAGUGCCGAACACAACCCUAUGAUUAGAACCUUCAGGAUCGUCAUCACAGAUGUGGAUCAGAAGAAACCUACCUUGGUCAUCCAUAAACUAACAAUGCAGAAAGGGGAUAAAAGGCUGAUCACACCCUUGGAGUUGACAGUGGAAGACAAGGAUAUCCCAGAUAGACUUAUUCAUUUUACCAUCACUGAGCUCCCCAAUCAUGGCAAGGUUCUAUAUAACGGCAGCCACCCCGUGACCACUUUCACCAAGCAAGACCUGAGUGAGAACCUGAUUAGCUACUGGCAUGAUGGCAGUGAGACCACUGAAGACAGCUUCUCCUUGACUGUGACAGAUGGCACUCAUGCUCACUCCUCUGUCUUCCCAGACACUGCCCUGGAGACAUGCAAACCUCAGGUAAUGAGGAUCCAGAUAAGCUCCCCAGACAGCAGGCUCCCCCAGAUUGCCAUUAACAGGGGUGCCUCAGCCUUGAAGCGCCUUCACACUGGACGCAUGGGUGUCCUGAUUACCAGCAAGUCUCUGAAGGCAGAAGCUCAGGACAGUCCUCACAGGAUCCUAAAGUAUAAGGUCACCAGUGGACCAAUCCAUGGCUUCAUUAUCAACACUGGCCUUGGAAACCAGAGCACUCGAGCAUUUACACAAGCUGACAUUGAUGAGAGGAGGAUCCUGUACGUCCUGCAGGAAGGCAGCAAUGCCACAAAGGACGUCUUCUAUGUCUCUAUUGAAGACGAUGGAGGAAAUGCACUAACAAAUCAGCCCUUCCAUCUAAACUGGGCUUGGCUUUCUUUGGAGAAAGAAUACUACAUUGUGGAUGAAGAUUCCACGUUCUUAGAAGUGGCCCUCACACGCAGAGGAUACCUUGGAGAAACAUCCCUUGUCAGCAUUGAAACCAAAGAUGAAACUGCAAAAAAAGAUAAAGAUUUUAAAAGAAAGGCCUACAACAAACAGGUCCAAUUCAAUCCUGGACAGACUACAGCCAGAUGGAGAAUGAGAAUUGUAUCUGACAAUGAAUAUGAGACUUCAGAGACCUUCCAGAUCAUUCUGUCAGAACCUGUCAUGGCUGCACUGGAGUUUCCAGAAAUGGCAACAGUUGAAAUCGUAGACCCUGAAGAUGAAUCAACAGUUUAUAUUCCAGAGGCAGAAUACAAAAUAGGAGAAGACAUUGGGGAGCUUUUGAUUCCAGUAAGACGUUCUGGAGACGCAAGCCAGGAACUAAUGGUCAUUUGCUCUACACAUCAAGGUUCUGCCACAGGCACGACCAUUCCUUCGGCAGCGUCAUCUUUCUCUGAUUACAUCUCACGUCCAGAAGACCACCCCAGCACCCUCCGCUUUGACAAGGAUGAGACUGAGAAGACCUGCCGGGUCCUGAUCGUGGACGACUCUCUUUAUGAAGAGGAGGAAUCUUUCAGGGUGUCUCUGAGCCUGCCGGUGGGAGGGCGGCUGGGAGCCAAGUUCCCUGCCACCAAAGUGACUAUCCUGGCUGAUCGUGCUGAUGCACCUGCCCUGCACUUUGGGGUUGCUGAGUACCAUGUUGAUGAAAGCGCUGGCUACGUGGAGGUUUGUGUCUGGAGAACAGGCACUGAUCUUUCCCAAGCAUCAUCCGUCACCGUGCACUCCAGGAAGACAGAGCGGGAGUCAGCAGAAGCUGGAAUAGAUUAUGUUGGCAUCAGCCGAAAUCUGGAUUUUGCCCCAGGAAUACGCAUGCAGACGUUCAAAGUGACAAUCCUUGAUGACGUGGGACAGCCCAUCUUGGAAGGUCCAGAGAAGUUUGAAUUACUUCUCCAAAUGCCUGUGGGUGCAGCACUUGGGGAACCGAAUAAAACCACCGUUUUCAUCAGUGACACCAUUCAUGACUGUAAGCAGUGCUUGUAA
This is a messenger RNA of Nycticebus coucang (slow loris), 6405 nucleotides long. It is a transcript of the gene FREM3, whose product is annotated as FRAS1 related extracellular matrix 3. Gene Ontology annotation, biological process: cell communication. NCBI's taxonomy places the organism in Eukaryota, Metazoa, Chordata, Mammalia, Primates, Lorisidae. The transcript is spliced from 8 exons. The record is from RefSeq and is a predicted model, not a curated record. Gene Ontology annotation, cellular component: membrane. Bases 1 to 6405 code for a protein of 2134 amino acids.